AUGCUCGAGGUGCUCUUCUUCCUCGUCGCCGCCUUCUUCUUCUCCCAUCCCUACCCCGAGAAGUGCCACUUCUUCGGGCAGAGCCACCAGAUCUUCCACGUGUUGCUGGUGCUCUGCACGCUGGCGCAGAUCGAGGCCGUGGUGCUGGACUACGAGUCCCGGAGGGAGAUCUACUCCUCCCUGCAGCGGGACCUGGCUCACGACUUCUCUGCCCUGUUCCUGGCCACUGUCACCUGCUCUGUCCUCACAGCCGCCUACAUGGCCUGGAGGGUGAAGAACAAGCUGGGCCUUAAGGAAGAGAACCGGGGAACGGGAACGGAGCGGGAAAACCGGAACCGGGAACUGGGAAACGGGAACGGAGCGGGAAAACCGGAAACGGGAACCGGGGAACGGGAGCGGAGACCGGGAAAACCGGAACCGGGAACCGGAACGGAGCGGGAGAAACCGGAACCAGGAACCGGGAACCGGGAAACGGGAGCGGACCGGGAGCCGGGCCCGGGGAGCCCCGGGAUGAGGCGGCGGCGCGGGGACCCGGCCCCGGCCGAGCCCUGCGGGGUGUGGCUGGACACGGCGGAGCUGAAGCGGGGCCCGGCGCCGCCCCCGAGCUCCGGGCUGAAAGCGCCGCGUUGGAAGCGGAGCCCGGCGCUGCCCCCGCAGCCGGGCCGGAGGCAGAGCUCCAUCCGCUCCUUCCUGCGCCCCCUCGCAGGUGAAGGAGACAAAGAGAACGCCAGCCCGGCUGAGCGCUCGGGGCCUCCUCUGCCCGCCCGGCUUGUGAAGAUCCUGCCCUUGCCACGGCUGCGGGGAGCCCGGGAGGAGCCCCCCGGGGCUGGGCAGGGGCUGCGGGGCACAGCCCAGCCUUGGCAAACACCUCUGGGUGCCCCGGGGCUCCCAGCGCAGGCUCAGAGGCAGAGCAAAGCCCCCCGUGGGGCUGGGGGGGGCUCCUGGUGCUGCGGCUGCUCCCGGAGCCCGGAGAAAUGCUGGAUAUUUCCUGGAGAAGCGGCCUCGGCGGGCAGGGAAGCACAGCCCUGGAGCAGAGCUGCCUCUGGGACGGGCUCUGCUGGGGCUGAGGACACAGAGCCUGGCCCAGGGGUUGAGGACACAAAGCCUGGCCCAGGGGUUGAGGACACAAAGCCUGGCCCAAGGGUUGAGGACACAAAGCCUGGCCCAGGGGACUCCCAAGGGAACAGGGUGAUUGCCCACAGGCCCAGGGCCAGCCCCCCGAGGGCCAGCCAGCCGCGGGGGCUGCGGCUGGAGCUGGGCUGGGAGCCCCUGUUCACGCAGGACUCGGAGGGGAACAGGGUCAUAAAGCACUGGGAGUGA
This is a messenger RNA of Lonchura striata (white-rumped munia), 1320 nucleotides long. The record is from RefSeq and is a predicted model, not a curated record. NCBI's taxonomy places the organism in Eukaryota, Metazoa, Chordata, Aves, Passeriformes, Estrildidae.